This is a messenger RNA of Geodia barretti, 4423 nucleotides long. Lineage: Eukaryota; Metazoa; Porifera; Demospongiae; Tetractinellida; Geodiidae. The record is from the annotation of a GenBank genome assembly.
AAAAUGGCCACCUACUUCAAAAUACGGGGAGGAGAUCGCCCACUUUGAGGUGUUUUAGAACUCACUGGACGCCGUUUGGCACCAUUCUCGCGUCUAGGGAGACCUCAUUUACCAAGCCAACAUCGACCGUGGUCGUUUUAUCACCGGCAAGCGGGAAAAGGUGCAUUGGUCCAACCGGUAAGCUUUUUGGCUCCCAAAGUUGCACGUUCGGCAGGACAUUCAUGGGCGUGGUGAACGAGCGGUGUCCCGACUCGUCCAAGCCUCGAGUAUGAGUGAAGAGCCAUCUUCUGACUCACGAGGAAUAGCCAAGAGUCUCAGAGGCCAGAAGCCACCCUACGUGUGUCCUCACUGCUCGAGGGAGUACCAAAGUCACACUGGGAUCAUGUACCACAUCGGCCAAUUCGGUCCUCCCUCCAAAAUCCCUCGGUGUCUUGCAGAGCCUGGUUCCUCGGCAGCCUCCAGCCCACGAGGACCUGCAUGUGGGACUGCACCACCAUCGCCUGCUACCGGUUGCAUAAGGAAAGCAGCCAAGGUACCGCGACGAGACCUCACUUGGGCCGAAGCGCAGCAGAUCGUGGAGUUUGAUUUCGACACUUGCUACCAGCGGCUCGAAAUUGACACAGAGGUUGAGAUAGAGAGACAGAGCACAGAGGAGGAUGUGCCGGGGGGCAAAAAGAAGGGGUCCGGAGCCAAGACCCCUCAGAAGAGGGGCCAGGGGUUGACCCCGCAACGGAGAUCGGGGAAAAAUAAAGGGAAGAGGAAAUCGAAACUGAAGACGCCGGGGAAGGGAGACAUUGUUCCUCUACCAGUAGCUGAUGUUCAAGUCUUGGAAGGAGUGGAGUCUCCUGAUGCCCCGCCCCGCUCAAACUCGUUUUACCGGUUUGUCGAGACGAGCGCCGAGGACCUUGACGAGUUGGUGGAGUACGAUAUCGACGAAGAGGAUUCGCAGUGGCUCCAACUGGUUAAUGAGGAUCGCAAACAACAGGGGCUGACCGCCGUCCCCCAGGAAGCAUUUGAGAUUCUCAUGGAUCGAUUGGAGAAGGAGUGUUUCUUCGAGAGCCGGACAACGGGAGACACGAACGACAUCUCCAUGUACAACAUCGACGAGAACGCAGUCUGCGUCAUUUGCAACGACGGAGAGUGCCACAAUACGAACGCCAUUCUGUUCUGCGACAUGUGCAACCUGGCCAUCCACCAGGAGUGCUACGGGGUCCCUUACAUUCCCGAGGGACAGUGGCUCUGCAGGCGAUGUCUCCAGUCGCCCUCGCGCAGCGUCGACUGCAUAUUAUGUCCGAGUAAGGGAGGAGCUUUCAAACAGACGCUGGAUGGUCGGUGGGCCCACGUCGUCUGUGCCGUGUGGAUCCCCGAAGUUCAGUUUGCCAAUCCUGUCUUUCUCGAGCCGAUCGACGGAAUCAAGGAGAUCCCGAUGGCUCGUUGGAAACUCACCUGCCAGGUAUGCCGGAGGAGAAUGGGCGCGUGCAUCCAGUGUGCCAAGCAGAACUGCUACGUCGCGUUCCACGUCACGUGUGCCCAGCAGGGCGGGCUCCAGAUGAAGGUCGAAGUUCAGAAAAACGGAGAGGUUGGAGAGAAGAAAGGCAUGGAGGAGAAGAAAUCUUCAGCUCUACCAGUUGUCAAUAUUCCAUAUGUACCACAGCACCGUCUGGACCGUAUCAUUGGUCGCGUGAGCCUCCACAAAAAGUCUCAGUUUAUUCCAAAGCUGGUCGGGUUCUGGAAGCUGAAGCGACAGUCUCGGAACGGAGUCCCGCUACUCAGGAGGAUGCAGGCCAGCAACCAUGGCCAGCGUACAGCAACUAACCUGACGGAGGAAGAGAGAGAGGUUCUGUCUCAGCAGCUGUCGCAGUGGAAGACUCUGAGACACGACCUGGAGAGAGCCAGGCUCCUGGCAGAACUGGUCAGGAAGAGAGAGAAACUGAAACGAGAACAGCUGCGGAUGCUCCAGCAGACCAACGAACUCCAGCUCUGCCCCCUCAACACAGUCAUGAAGAGAAUCCUCGACAACCUCUCCAGAAAAGACCCAGCCGACAUCUUCGCUGAAACUGUCAACGUUGAAGAGGUUCCGGACUACCUCGACGUGAUAUCUCAACCGAUGGACUUUGGGACGAUGAGGAAGAGGGUCGACUCCCAUCAUUAUCAGAGUCUGGACGAGUUUGAGAGCGAUUUCUACCUCGUCUGGCACAACGCGACCGUCUACAACGCCAAGGACACCAUCUACUAUCGAGCUGCCAUCAGGAUUAAAGACGCCGGAGAGAAGAUCCUGCAGCAGGCGAGGGAGCAGGUUGAGACGGCAGGGAUCAGCCCCGGCACCGGUCUCCAUGAUCCUGACGUGGCCGAACCUCCUCCCCUCACUCCCUCCACUCUCGCCAAGACCGUCUCUCUCUCGGAGGGCAUCCUCGACAAUGAAGACUUUGAGGAGGCGAUGGAGGAAGACGUGAAGAAGUUCCGCGAUCGUCUCCCGAGUGCCACGCUCGACGAGCAGAUCGAAUACCUCGAAGAGAAGCUGGAGAUCAUACAGGGGCAGUAUACUGGAUACACGCUGAAGAGGAAGGAGAAGAACUUGAGACAGCAGCUGAACGCAGUUCGAAGGCAACUCCGACUGCAGAGACCUCGAACAUCAGAUUCAGACGACACGGCAUCGUCUCCUCGUCGGCCCCCUCCCUCCGCGGCACCUCGCAACGCAGAGGAACUCGCUAGUCACGUGCUCCACGGCUCGCUUCGCCUCACUCCCUCUCGCCAGCAGAUCCUCUCCCACUCCGGCAUCAGUCUCCCGGACGGCCCUCCGCAACUCCUCGACGAACGGAGCGGGAAAGACGAGUGUCUGCGUGCGGCGAGCGUCGGUAAAGAAGACAACCGGAGCGAGGAGGGAGAGGAGAGGGAGGGAGUGGCGAUGAGGAAAGGAAGAAGAAACAGAGUGUUGGGAAGAGGGGAGAAGGGGAGUAAGGAAAUUGACGGAAAGUCUGGAAUCGAACCUUCAAAUGGAGUACAGUUGAAAAAAGCGAGUGAAACGUACGUCCAGCAAAUCAAGAAGCGUGCGCACAAGAUCCAGAAACAGAAGGUCCAGAGACUUGCUGCUGCAGCUGCCGGCCAAACACGAGAUAGGAGAUCGGGGAGAACGAAAACGGCCACGGUAAAAGCUUUAGAGGCGGCAAAACAGCAACAAAACGACGUCCCGCCCUCUCCGCUUUCUGACACUCUCCAGAGCACGAGAAGAAGAUUAAGAGGGUCUUACUCGUCAACGAGAAGCUGUUACGGGAGCUCUUCCUCGAUAGUCGACUUCACAACCGGCGGUGGUGUGGAGUUUUCCAACGAAGAUCGCGUCCUUCUCUCCCCGCUGUCAGACUCUGGACUCUACCACAGUAGACACCAGAAACUCGACACGCUGAGUGUCCCGAGCGCCAGCAGUCUAGACGACCUCACAGUGAAGUCACCUCUCCAGCCACUGAGACAACACGACAGGAACAGACGACACGUAAAGAACUCAUCGCAGCAGCAGUCCGCAGGGGGAGAGGGGGUCGGCGAGCACGCAGUGGGGGAGAGGACUGGCGAAGGAGGAGGAGGAGGAGGAGAAGGGGUGGAAGGUGGGGGAGUGGGGAGAGGAAAGGGGGGAGAGAGAAGGAGGAGAGACAGAAAGAGGGCGAGGACGAGGAGAGGGGAAGGGGGAAGCACGGCGAGGAAGAGAAGGAAGAUGGGGGAGAAGAAGGCUGCAACGGUGAUGAAUGGGGUGGUGAACGGUGCACCAGAGUACAAGGUGGUUCUGUGGGACUUGGUUUGGGCCAAAUGUCGCGGCUACCCUCCCUACCCUGCUCUGGUCGUAGACCCGGGGAUGUCUAGGAAAGGUCUGAUUGUCAACGGAGAGAGGAUCCAUCCUCCGUCGCAAGAGGUGCUAGAGAUUCAGAAGAAGAUGCCCGGAGCUCCUCACCUCGUCCGCUUCUUUGAUGGGAAACGCUCGUGGCAGUGGUUACCGGAGGAGAAAAUAGAGCGUCUCGGGGAAACUCCAGAGCAGGAUUCGAUCAAAAUCUCGAUGAGCGGUCACAGCAAGCGCUCGGUCCUCCAGGCCUUCCAGCGGGCCAAGCAGUACCAGAAGAAAGUUGAGAGCAGAGCCUACCCCCACAUUGUGGAAAAUGACAGUGAAACUGAUGAUUCGGACAGCUAGUAUUCAAUAGACGAUGCGUUCUGCUUGUUGUUCCCGACCACUGUCAAUUGUUUUUUUCGUGUACAUGUCCAAUCACACACCCGAAGUAUACCCUCUGACUACCUCGUGCAUCAUACUAUCAUAUCGCUAUAUUACUAUUGCUGUACCUCUCACUCCACCACCUAUACAUUCAUCAACCCUGGCCUUUUGUGUAUCACACGUUACGUUUCUCUCCUUGGUGAAAAUAAUUCCACACCUGCACCACCGAAGUAC